Aphanomyces astaci is the source of this 1590-nucleotide messenger RNA. RefSeq lists its product as hypothetical. The coding region runs from base 297 to 1277 and encodes 326 amino acids. The record is from RefSeq and is a predicted model, not a curated record. Lineage: Eukaryota; Oomycota; Saprolegniomycetes; Saprolegniales; Verrucalvaceae. The transcript is spliced from 2 exons.
UUACGGUAUCCGUGAUUGUGCCGCACCUUUGCGAUGCCUGCGCGAUCGAUGGCUGUGCCCCUUCCGACGCAUGAAGACUUCGUUGGAUUACGCUCCUUGGCAUGCAUGAUGACUCUUGUAGCCAUCGCAGAAUGAUGGCAUCAUGGAUGGAUUUGAACGGACGUACAUCUGGUGAGUGGUACCUGCCAGGUGAACAUGCGCGGAAACAUCCGUUGGUACUGUACCCGUACUGAGAGUAGUGAGGUCAAGCGCGUAGCGGCAUUUUCCCUUUCCCUUCUUCCUUCACAACUACCGUCAUGACAAACUUUGCCGAAGCGACCGACGUCCUUGCAUACGCCAACGACUCCAGCUACGUCCGCGCUCGCAACACGACCGUGGCGACUGCAAUCCAGUUGUCAGGCGGCAUGGUCAACUACGUGUGGCGGCUAACGCUGACGGACGCAUCCACGGUCAUCUUGAAGCACUUUCCACCAUCAUUGCGUGUGAAUCCUGCGUUUGCGUUUCCUCAAGAGCGCUGCGAAUUGGAGUACAUUGCCUUGCGAGCUGCCACGUCACAGUUUCCCCAGGCGAAGUGGUCGGCGCCGAUUCCCUACUCGCUGGACGCGGCCAACUAUGUCAUUUUGGAGCAGGACAUGCCUGGUGUGUCUCUCUUCGACCUCCUCAAGCAAGAAGUCGACCAACCCCUUUCUACGAGUGAUUUCGAGUGGAUUGCAUCGAGCCUGCUGACCUUCUUGACUGACGUCAAGUCGUUGGUCGUGUCAGACAUGUCCAUCUACGCCAACUCGCCGCUCACCCCCGUCAUGAAUCGCAUGUACCUGCGCAACCUCACUCGCAUGAUCGACUUCGACAUCCCACAUCCGCAAGACUGGUUGGAUCGAGCGGCAGCGUGCGAUCUCGUCGCCACCGACAGCUUUUUGUUUGGCGACUUUUGGCCCAGUAGCAUCCUCGUAGAUGUUUCCCACAAGCGCGUGGCGAUAAUCGACUGGGAACUGGCGCGGACGGGGCAUUUCGGGCUGGAUUUGACGCAAAUGAUGGCAAAUCUGGCGCUAAUGGGGCGCGGUCAAGGCUACAACAACGCCGCGGCCAACAACAUGGCCACGGCGAUCGUGGCGGCGUGGAAACGGGCGACGAGUGGAGCCGACACGUUUGAUUUCGAAGCGGCCUAUGUCAAGCGUGUGGUGCAGCUGUCGCAGUACUCCCACUGGGGCCUGGACAAUGUCCAGGCGGCCGUGCAAGACUUGGUGGCCGCCGCGCCCAACGUGUUUGCUGCAACCUAGCACAUCCAGUAUUACCCAACAACACCAAAACGACGUCAUCAUAUGUGUGCGUGUUGAACUUGCAAUUUGAAAAUAGAUGACGAACGUUACAAACGUCCGCAUCAGCAUACAAAUAUCAAGUGCUUUCACGACGCAGCAUCUCGAUGCUGUACGUAAUAAAUAAUGGAUCAUUUAACAACAACGGUAGCACCUACCCUGGACACUCCAAAUGUCCAGCAGGUUGUACUAUCCACGUGGCCAACAUGGUAACACGGGUUGCGAAUUCGAUCUUGACGUCGAGUUCCAUAUCAGUGCCGACAAUCCAGGAAAAGCC